This is a messenger RNA of Melanaphis sacchari, 1308 nucleotides long. It is a transcript of the gene Syngr, whose product is annotated as synaptogyrin. The record is from RefSeq and is a predicted model, not a curated record. The coding region runs from base 451 to 1113 and encodes 220 amino acids. Gene Ontology annotation, cellular component: neuromuscular junction; synaptic vesicle membrane. Lineage: Eukaryota; Metazoa; Arthropoda; Insecta; Hemiptera; Aphididae. The transcript is spliced from 5 exons.
CGCCUGCACCCACUUCACCCUCAUCCCUCGGCGCGACGAGCGUCGUUGGAAAAUCAAUGAGCGCCGUUAUCUCGCCAAAAGCUCUCGUCUGGCCGCCGCCGCCGCCGCCUCGUUGCGAGUUUGAUAAUACGCGGGUUUUGUACACAAGCGAAAACAAAACAAAACGAAACGAAAUCCACCGUUGACCGCACACUGUCACACGCCAGACAACAAUAAUUAUAUCUCAUAGGUACGCGUCACGGAACUCUGUGGUACGCGUAGUCGCGAUAGUGAUACGGUUAAAUAUUAGUAAUCAAUUACCGCGACCUUUGUAAUAUUGUAUCUCACAAAAGUCGACCGCCCCGCGAGUCUCGUCUCCUCUUUGACGUUUCGGUACACCGUCUGUAGAGUCAUAUUUUAUUAUCGUCGUCGUCGUCGUCGUCGUCGUUGUCGUCGUCAAUCGUUGUAAACAUGGAUCCUGGUCCUCAAGCCUACGGGGCCGGCAAAGUUGGCGGCCAGUUCAACGUUCAAAACUUUGUCCGCAAGCCGCACGUGUUCGUCAGACUGUUGUCGUUGUUAUUUGGUUUGAUCGUGUAUUUUUGUGCAUCAUCUGGCUCAUGGACUACAGACACGAAAACCAACGAGGAAGUAUGCAUGUUCAAGCUUAAAAGUUUUGGAUGUCACAUUGGUGGUGUGGUGGGUUUUACAUCGGUGAUCGGAGCAGCUGUAUUUGUCGGCGGCGAAUAUUAUUUUGAAAACGUGCCGUCGGUAAAAAGCCGUAAACAUUAUGUGCUCAUCGACCUUGGAUUCUCAUGUCUAUGGUCGUUUUGGAAUUUUUUACUUUUCAUUUAUCUAUCUAACUCAUGGAGUGAUACACCUGAUUUUCCUGAUUCAAUUAGCACUGCCAAUCCAACCACUGCCAUUUAUUUUGCAUUAUUUUCUAUUUUUUCAUGGGGGACUUCUGCAUAUUUUUCAUAUCAAAGAUAUCAAAUGGGUGUAGAUCCAGCAUUUAUAUCAUCUUUUGAAGCCGAUCAGUUUGGAGCAUACGACGAAACGCAAAAUAACAGUACCAAUGAAUCUCCGUUUAAUAAACAGAUGUCGGGUAUGAGUGAAUAUCAAACUCAAGCUUACUAAGUAAACAAUCAGUUUAUCAACGAUGAUUCUGAACAUGCCAGGAGAUUGUGUUUUUACUACUAUACGUUAUACCAAAUUACUUAAUGCCAAUGGUAUUACUGGUUUUAUUACUUCACAAUAACUAAACAACGUAUUUUAUUGAAUAGUUAGUUGCGAGUAGUAUCAAUUUUUGAAAUUUGUAACAAAAUCGUUUAU